Fraxinus pennsylvanica is the source of this 2922-nucleotide messenger RNA. NCBI's taxonomy places the organism in Eukaryota, Viridiplantae, Streptophyta, Magnoliopsida, Lamiales, Oleaceae. The record is from the annotation of a GenBank genome assembly.
AUGGAAACUAAGUUUUUGGGGAAGAGAAAUAUUUUCUAUAGUCCAGUAGUAUCUGAUUUAAAGGCUGUGGGGAAGAAGAACAUGGAGUGGGAUUUGAAUGACUGGAAAUGGGAUGGUGAUUUGUGUACCGCCACUAGGAGUGGGCAGUUGUUUCCUGUUGAACCAGAUAAUCGAGCUAAUAAUAAUGGUGCAUUGGAUGGAGGGGAUGAAAUGAUGUUGGGAAAUGAGAGAGGAAAGAGGGAAUUGGAGAAAAGGAGGGUUAUUGAUAUUGAAAAUGGAGAGGUGAAUGAUGAGAGUGGAUCUCUUAAUCUGAAUCUUGGGGGACAAGUAUUUCCCAUCACACAAGGGGGUGGGGAUAUAGAUAAAUGGGAAGUGAAGAGUGGGAAGAAGAGUAAAAUUGCUGGUGCAUUGACUAAUUGUGCAGUUUGUCAAGUAGAGGAUUGUAGAGCAGAUUUGAGCAAUGCCAAAGAUUAUCACCGUCGGCAUAAAGUGUGUGACGUGCAUUCUAAGGCCACCAAAGCUUUGGUGGGAAAUGUUAUGCAGCGAUUCUGUCAGCAAUGCAGCAGGUUUCAUGUGCUUCAAGAGUUUGAUGAAGGCAAACGGAGUUGUCGUAGACGUUUAGCAGGUCACAACAAGAGGAGGAGGAAGACGCAUCCAGAGAAUGCAGCUAAUGGAUCCUCUUUAAAUGAUGAGCGGGGUAGUAAUUAUUUAUUAAUUAGUCUACUGAGGAUACUCUCCAAUAUACAAUCCAGCUCAGAUCAAACAAAGGAUCAGGAUCUGCUCCCUCAUCUUUUGAGGAACCUUGCCAAUCUUGCUGGGCCAAUUAAUGAGAGUGACACAUCUGGGUUGCCACCUAUUGCGACUGCAGAAAAGGACCCUCCUUUGGCCGUUGGGCAAUGCAUGAAAAUACCUGCUUCUGGUGUGAGAGAAAAUAGAAUGCUUACUAAUAAUGCUCAAGAUGGUGUUCUACAGAAAGAAUCUUCAUUUUUGUUGCCAAGGAAAGGAAGUAAUUCAACCGAAGCAAAUGCUUCAGAUUCGGCGGUGGGAAAGGCAAAACCAACUACCUUUGACUUAAAUAAUGUCUAUGAUGAUUCUCAAGACCAUGUGGAGAAUCUACUGGACCCUGUUGCUCCUUUAUGUUUAUAUACAGACCCUCACACGUCUAUCGCAACUCAAAAUAGUGGAAACUCAGGUUCCACAUCCACCCAGUCACCAUCUACUUCCAGUGGGGAGGCACGGAGUCGCACAGAUCGAAUUGUUUUUAAACUCUUUGGGAAAGAUCCAAGUGAAAUUCCUCUUGCCCUACGAAAACAAAUUCUUGACUGGUUAUCGCACAGUCCUAGUGAUAUUGAGAGCUACAUUAGACCUGGUUGCAUCAUACUGACAAUAUAUCUGCGAAUGGAUAAAUCUACUUGGGAGGAGCUUUACUGUGAUCUAAGUUCCAGUUUGAGGAGGCUUGUUGAUUCAUCUACUGAUUCAUUUUGGAGAACAGGAUGGAUUUAUACUCGAGUGAGGCAUCGUGUUGCGUUUCUAUAUAAUGGUCAGGUUGUUCUAGACACGCUCUUACCACUUAAUAACCAUAGAAGUUGCAGGAUAUCAAGUAUCAAGCCAAUUGCGGUUCCUGUCUCAGAGGAUGUUCAAUUUUUCGUUAAAGGCUUCAACUUGUCUCUCUCCACUGGGAGGUUACUAUGUGCACUAGAAGGGAAGUAUCUAGUCCAGGAAAGUUGUGCUAAUGUGACAGGAGAAGCAGAUUCACUAAUUGAACAUGAUGGGAUGCAGUCCCUUAGGUUCCCCUGCAUUAUACCCAGUUUCACAGGAAGGGGAUUUAUUGAGGUUGAGGAUCAUGGUCUUAGUAGCAGCUUCUUUCCAUUCAUUGUUGCAGAGAAGGACGUCUGUUCUGAAAUUUGUACGCUGGAGAGAAUAAUUGAGGCCUCUGAAGUUGCUAAUGGCAUUGAGGGAGAUACUGAUAAACUGAAUGCUAGAAACCAAGCUUUGGACUUUAUACAUGAAAUGGGUUGGCUUCUCCAUAAAACUCACUUAAAGUUCAGGUUGGGUGAAAGCAAUGUCAACAUGGAUCUAUUUCCUUUCAGACGGUUCAGGUGGCUCAUCGAGUUCUCUGUUGAUCAUGAUUGGUGUGCAGUUGUUAGAAAACUAUUGGGUAUUCUAUUUGGUGGCAAUGUGGAUCCAGGGCAACACAAGUCAGUUGUGCUUGCAUUGAUGGAUAUUGGCCUUCUUCAUCGAGCUGUGCGGAGAAACUGUAGGUCCAUGGUAGAACUCCUAUUAAGAUACCAUCAAGAUGAAUUUUUGAACAAAUCAGGAUCCAUACAUAAGCAACGUGAUGAGGACUCAUAUAUAUUUAAGCCUGAUGCAGUGGGUCCUGGGGGAUUGACUCCUCUUCACAUAGCAGCUAGUCUAGAAGGCUGUGAGAAUGUCUUAGAUGCAUUAACUGAAGAUCCUGGAUUGGUGGGAAUUGUAGCAUGGAAGGGCGCUCGAGACAGUACAGGCUUAACGCCCUAUGACUAUGCAUGUUUCCGUGGUCAUUUCACGUAUAUUCAUCUCGUCCAAAGGAAAAUCAACACGAAAGCAGGAACUGGACAUGUUGUUGACAUUCCCAGUACUCUUUUAGAUGGUAGUAGCAUCAAGCACAAAGCGCCAAGUGAUGCAGAAAAAUCAGCUGCUGCCUUUGAAAUCGAAAGGGGCGUAGGAAGAGCAAAUGAGAUACAAUGCAGGCAGUGUGAGCAGAAACUGGGUUAUGGAAGGUCGUCAAGAUCAUCACUGGCAAUUUAUCGACCGGCGAUGCUUUCUAUGGUUGCGAUUGCAGCAGUUUGUGUAUGUGUAGCUUUGCUAUUCAAAAGCUCACCUAAAGUUCUUUAUGUGUUCCAACCCUUCAGGUGGGAACAAUUGAAGUAUGGAUCAAGCUAA